AUGGGCUGUAAUGAGAAGAAAGACAUUAUGCAGCGGCAACAAAAUGUACAACCACAAAUACAACAAACAUGUGCAUCGCCAAUGUUUCCAGCUGCACGAUGGAAUCUCAAUCCACGGGUUGAUACAGUGAAAUAG
Messenger RNA from Funneliformis caledonium, 135 nucleotides. NCBI's taxonomy places the organism in Eukaryota, Fungi, Glomeromycota, Glomeromycetes, Glomerales, Glomeraceae. The record is from the annotation of a GenBank genome assembly.